Messenger RNA from Neogale vison (American mink), 2354 nucleotides. It is a transcript of the gene STX6, whose product is annotated as syntaxin 6. Gene Ontology annotation, molecular function: SNAP receptor activity. The transcript has 8 exons. Bases 193 to 960 code for a protein of 255 amino acids. Gene Ontology annotation, biological process: intracellular protein transport; Golgi vesicle transport. Lineage: Eukaryota; Metazoa; Chordata; Mammalia; Carnivora; Mustelidae. Gene Ontology annotation, cellular component: membrane. The record is from RefSeq and is a predicted model, not a curated record.
UCUGCGGGGCGAUCGAGUGCUGGACCGGCGGCGGUCUCGUGCGCCCCGGCCUGCGCGCGCCAGCUGCUCUGGGUUCCUCGGGCCGAGGCCCCGGCGGCUGCGGCAGACCGGUGGGGUGGGCCGGAGGAGGCUCGGAGGGCGCGGGCGCCCUGUGCGCGGAGCGGGCGUGAGGCAGCCGGGCUCCGGGACGCCAUGUCCAUGGAGGACCCCUUCUUUGUGGUGAAAGGAGAGGUACAGAAAGCAGUGAACACCGCCCAGGGAUUAUUUCAGAGAUGGACAGAGCUCCUCCAGGACCCCUCUACGGCAACGAGGGAAGAAAUCGACUGGACCACCAAUGAGCUGAGGAACAACCUCCGGAGCAUAGAGUGGGAUCUCGAGGACCUUGACGAGACCAUCAGCAUAGUUGAAGCAAAUCCUAGAAAAUUCAACCUCGAUGCAACUGAAUUGAGUAUAAGAAAAACCUUCAUCACAAGUACUCGGCAAGUUGUCAGGGACAUGAAGGAUCAGAUGUCGGCUUCAUCUGUGCAGGCAUUAGCAGAACGAAAAAACAGACAGGCACUCCUUGGGGACAGUGGUGGCCAGAACUGGAGCACAGGAACAACAGACAAAUACGGGCGCCUCGACCGCGAGCUCCAGUUAGCCAACUCCCAUUUCAUCGAGGAGCAGCAGGCGCAGCAACAGUUGAUCGUGGAACAGCAGGAUGAGCAGUUGGAGCUGGUCUCUGGCAGCAUCGGGGUGCUGAAGAACAUGUCCCAGCGCAUUGGAGGGGAGCUGGAGGAGCAGGCCGUUAUGCUGGAUGACUUUUCUCAUGAGUUGGAGAGCACUCAGUCUCGGCUGGACAAUGUGAUGAAGAAACUUGCAAAAGUAUCUCAUAUGACCAGUGAUCGGCGCCAGUGGUGUGCCAUCGCCGUCCUCUUCGUGGUCCUGCUGGUCGUGCUGGUCUUCUUCUUAGUGCUGUGACGGCGGCCCCGCGCGGCUCCUGCGCACGGACCCAGGAGGAGGCGGGCAGCAGCGCCCGGCGUUGCCGUCUCCUCACACUCCUGUCUGGAAAACAGCCUGCACUGACCUCCCUCCUCGCGACCCCGCCGCGGAGACAGCGGCGCUGCCCCGGCGCUGGCAGGGCCACUGGGAAGAGGAGGCGGACAACUGUGCGUGCCCGGCACUGCCUGUCCUGAGGACAGCUCGCCGCUGCUUUGCCUCUGGGGCCCGGGCCCCCCAGGACAGCCUCUGAGGAAUCCAGGAGAGUUCGCGACUCAACUAGUGCUUGCUGUUGCUCAUUCCAUCCUUCUCUGGCCGCUCUUUCCCCUGCCCAGACAGCACGCCUGUGCCCUCCGGGACCGCGCUGGCCGCACCGGCUCCCGGGUGGGUCUCCUCUCCCGUGGCGGCAGCGGCCCCGCGGCCCACGGCCCCCCCAGAGCUGGUUGCUAUUGGGAACACAAGGCCCAGAAGCAGUUUGUGACAGAAAAUGCAGUGGUCCAUUUUUCAUGGAUAAGUGCUGGGAUAAAAUUGCUUUCCCAGGCUCAUUAUUCCGUGGUAGAAACAACUAAUGGAAAAUAAUGGAAAGCACAAGGCUUUGGGGGUGCCCACAGCUGGUGGCCUGAACUGAAGGGAGGAGGGGGCAGUGUGACCCAGAGUUUGCACAGCUGAGGGGAGGGUGGACGAGGUUGCUGGAGGCCAGAGCCUUGCCAGAUUCAGGUCGCUACCCUGGGGCUGCUUGUGUUUCUAGGACGCUCCUUACCUGUACGGCUGCUGCGCAGCUCAGCCGCUUGCUUGGACGGUCUGGACCCAGGGCCGGUCUGGCGGCUGGUCAGGUCGUUGCUGUGGCACUCUGCGUGGGGGAGAGGGGCGGUUAGUACACUGGCAGGUACAGCGACACUCACUCAGAAACCGUAAUGACCAAAAAGGCUAUUUCUGGACCAGAUUUCUCUUAACCUGGGAGGGAUGGCAAGAAUGGCUGUAGGUGAACUUGGGUGGGGUUUUUUCCCACUGAGAUGACAACUCAGUUUUUUUUAUUACCCAUUCAAAUAACUGAGCCAAUUCAAAUUUGAAGAACGGAUGCUUUAAUUGAGUUUUAGUAGCUGAAACUGCUGAGAUGCUAAACUUUAAGCUUCCGAUGAUGCCUCCAGCGUCCCGGAGUCUGUAGGAUAUUUUUAUCACCUCCCCAUGCCGUCACCGGUAUAGAGCGCCAGCCGACCCGGAGCCUGGCGGCAGAGGCCACGCUCUCCCCACCACCUUCUGCACUUGGAAAGCACGGCAACGUCUGGAUAGAGCUCUAGCUUUGACUUCCUGUUUCCUCAUUUUAUUGGGGCCCAUUCCUCGGCACAGUCUCUCUCUUUUUUUUUUUCUUUUUUCCC